CCCAAAAGUGCAGACGCUGAGACGCGGCCGUUCCCCUUCCCCUUCCUCGAGACCCAAAACCUAAACCCUCGCCUCGCCGUCGGUGUGCCAGCACCCUCCCGGCGGCCGGAGCGGCGCGACUUCCCAUCUAACAUAUUGCUUCCGGCAGCCGCCGCCGGACACCAUGGCUGACUCUCCGAGCCCACGCCUGGACGAGGAGGACGCCUUCGGCCGCGACUUCAACUCGUCCCCUUCGCCCACAGCCCCACCCGCCCGCUCCGGCGAGAAGAGGCCGUUCGGCGAUCUGGACGACGAUGACGAGGACGUUUUCGCUUCCAAGAAGGGAAAGACAAAGGUGGAAGAAAGUGCGCCAGGUGCUGCCACGGGAAUGAUUCUGUCUCUUCGCGAGAGUUUGCAGAACUGUAAAGAUAAUCUUGCGUCAUGUCAGGUGGAACGGGAGGCUGCCAAAUCAGAAGUUCAAAAGUGGCAUUCAGCAUUUCAGAACAUUCCAGCUGUACCUGCUGGAACCAAUCCAGAUCCUGUUUCGGUUGUUUCUUAUCUCAAUAACCUGAAGUCGUCGGAAGAAUCAUUGAAGGAGCAGCUGGAGAAAGCUAAGAAAAGAGAGGCGGCUUUCAUUGUAACAUUUGCGAAACGUGAACAAGAAAUUGCAGAACUGAAGUCUGCAGUUAGGGAUUUGAAAACUCAAUUAAGGCCACCAUCGAUGCAGACAAGGAGAUUAUUGCUUGAUCCAGCAAUCCACGAGGAAUUUACACGAUUAAAGAAUCUUGUGGAGGAGAAGGAGAAAAAGAUCAAGGAACUACAGGACAAUGUUGCUGCUGUCAAUUUUACUCCAUCCAGUAAACAUGGGAAAAUGCUAAUGGCCAAGUGUAGAACAUUGCAAGAGGAAAAUGAAGAGAUUGGGGCGAUGGCUUCUGAAGGAAAAAUCCAUGAACUUGGAAUGAAAAUUGCAGUUUUGAAGACUCGGAACAAUGAACUCAGGAAUCAGUUCAAUGAGCUGUAUAAACACAUGGAUGGUCUAACAAAUGACGUUGAAAGAUCAAAUGAAAUGGUGGCCAUUCUUCAAGAUGAGUUAGAAACAAAAGAUGUAGAGCUGAGAAGAUUGAAGGAGAUGCUUGCCCAGAAAGAAGCAACUGAUGAGAACAAAAUACCUCAAGAAAAUGACGUCGCUGGAGAUGAUAUAGUUGCUGCCGCCGAGAGUCAGCCAAUAAAAGUAGAAACAUAAGCUACGCCUUCAGCAGUCAUUUCUAGAGUAGCUUGCGUUCUCAACAUUCUUAUUAUUUUUUGUAUCAUGUAUCAGAAGUGUUUACUUGUGUAAUUUAUCUAAUGUCGUUUAUUCUUGCCGAUUUGCAUUGCGCUUUGUCUGAGCACUGCAGCAUGAGACGUGUUACCUACUUACCUUGAAUCUAAACUCUCUUAGUUCGUGCGUCA
Messenger RNA from Oryza sativa Japonica Group (Japanese rice), 1428 nucleotides. RefSeq names its product FKBP12-interacting protein of 37 kDa. NCBI's taxonomy places the organism in Eukaryota, Viridiplantae, Streptophyta, Magnoliopsida, Poales, Poaceae. Gene Ontology annotation, cellular component: nucleus. Gene Ontology annotation, biological process: regulation of alternative mRNA splicing, via spliceosome. The record is from RefSeq and is a predicted model, not a curated record.